Molecule: messenger RNA, 632 nt
Organism: Vanessa atalanta (red admiral)
Lineage: Eukaryota; Metazoa; Arthropoda; Insecta; Lepidoptera; Nymphalidae
Exons: 1
Coding region: 109-564 (151 amino acids)
Source: RefSeq, a predicted model, not a curated record
ACAAUUGACAAUUAUUUUACAGAAAACUAUGAAUCAAUAGGCAUUUAUCUCAAUAAAUAGUAUUGAAAUUAAAAAAAAAACCGUAGAGAGCGGAUUAUUUUGCGAAAUAUGUCAGAGCUAUUUCAUAAAAGCUGUUACACAUCACGCAGCACUGGAUACAAGUAUCGCACGCUUUCUACAAAUACAGGUGAGAAGAAGCGACGAGACACCAAAGAAGAUUCAACGUUCGAUAGAAAAUUUAAGGAAUUAAAAGGCGAAAUAAGUUCUCGAAUAAUGAAAGAGGUAGAUGAAGUGCAGAGGGCGAGGCAAUCUAUUCAGGAUAAAUUUGAAAAAAUCGAUGCAAAAAUAAACUCAAUGCUUAAUAUCCAAACAACAAUAACAGUAUUAAAGAAUGAUUUACGACAAGCGGAGAAUAUUUUGGUCGACACGAUUGAAAAAGUCGAAAAAAUCGAGGGUAUCAUCGGAGAAAGCGAGACUUCAAGCCUGCAAUCUCGAAGUUCGUAUUGCAAGCCUCGGGUAUCGAAUGUUCCUAAGAAAAAUUCAAUACCGCUGCCAAUCAGUUAAGAAUCAGUCAAAUUUUACUAACAACUCAUAGACUAUAAUUUUAUCAAAUGCAAUUAUUAGGUUUUAAA